Messenger RNA from Limanda limanda (common dab), 1371 nucleotides. Its product is annotated as afadin- and alpha-actinin-binding protein. Bases 1 to 1371 code for a protein of 456 amino acids. The transcript is spliced from 12 exons. Lineage: Eukaryota; Metazoa; Chordata; Actinopteri; Pleuronectiformes; Pleuronectidae. The record is from RefSeq and is a predicted model, not a curated record.
AUGACUUCCAGGUUUGUUCAGAGGAGCGUCAAAGGACAUCCGGAGUAUUCAAACUCCUUUCUGCUCAGAGAUCCCAGUCCCAACCCUCUGAAUGAGCUCUGUCACAUCGCCCCCUGGCGGACUGACAGGGAGGAGCACGGGGAGCAGGGAGACGCACUCGGAGAGCAGCUGCAGGAGAUGGACGAGCAUGUGGCCAGGCUCCAGGACAUGCUGAGGUGUGAGCGCACCAAGUGCACUCAUCUGCAGCUGCGGUGUAACCAACUGGAGGCAGAGCUGAGGCGGCGGGAGCAGCACAGCAUCCGGCUGAAGGAGCGACUGUCACAGCAGCUCAGUGUCAGACACAAGGGGAAAGGACCCUCCAUAGAGGUGUUAAAUUUCCCGCCUGGAGGCCGCAGCAGAAGAGAACAGCCAGUCAAAUCCUUUGUGUCUACUGCAAAACGGGAAGAGGCAGCACUGUGUCUGAUGCUGGAGCGCAGAGAGGCAGAGCUCCGAGAGGCGAUGAAGCUGCGCCACAGCCUCACCACAUUGCUUUAUGCGCUCAGGGUCAACAUGGACCAGGUAGGGAAAACCACCCUGUCAGACUCAGCGGACGUUGAGGACGAGGUCCAACAUGACGACAAAAAAUUGUAUGAAGCUGAGGUGGCGCUUGGUGACCAUGUGACAGGAGGUGUGGUUCAGAGUUGGAGGAAGGUGCAGAGGAGACUGGGUGACGUCCAUUCUGAAGGUCUCACUGGUGAUGGCACUGACCAUGACAAGCUCAUGGCUCAACUAGGAACUGAACUGAGAGAGAGUCAACAGCUUGUCAGAUUACAACAGCAAAUGCUGCAGGGUAACCUCGCCUCACCUGUCCCCUCUGAACUGUCCGAUUCGUACUUUUUGGAAGAGUGGGAGCGUCUUCAGCUGCGGUGGGCCGAGCUCCAUCAUCAGAGGAGGACUUUUGAAAGAGAGAGGCAGUCCUUCACUGAAGCCGCAAUCCGACUCAGCCAUGAUCGUCGUGAUUUUGAGCAACAGAAGGCUUCUCUCGUGAAGCAGCAGUAUUUGUGCGACUCAUCUCUGUGUGGUAAAGGAGCACCAACCAGCAAGAGAAGAGAUGACACUGCUCUCAAUUUCUCAGGUUUGGGGCCCACCAGUAUAUCUGGCUGUCUUCCCAUCACCCCAUCAUCCGCUGGCUCUGGGUCAGCUGCUCUCUCUGUGUUAUAUCAGGGAAGAGUCACAGUUCAAACUCCCAGCACUCCUGAGCUCUACGCUGCCCUCAAUCUAUCAUACAACUGCAGGUCAAUCGAGGUUGAUCCCCAAUCAGAGACAUGGGACUGUGGCACAGAGAAGGUGGUGGAUGCACCACAGGCUUCACACUUGGACUGGUCAUUUUAA